Molecule: messenger RNA, 6448 nt
Organism: Dunckerocampus dactyliophorus (ringed pipefish)
Lineage: Eukaryota; Metazoa; Chordata; Actinopteri; Syngnathiformes; Syngnathidae
Gene: cdk5rap1
Product: CDK5 regulatory subunit associated protein 1
Exons: 13
Coding region: 403-2175 (590 amino acids)
Biological process (GO): tRNA modification; negative regulation of cyclin-dependent protein serine/threonine kinase activity
Cellular component (GO): mitochondrion; cytosol
Molecular function (GO): tRNA-2-methylthio-N(6)-dimethylallyladenosine(37) synthase activity; 4 iron, 4 sulfur cluster binding
Source: RefSeq, a predicted model, not a curated record
UGUCUGGCAGGCCGGUCAAAAAGUGCAAGAGAGUUCCUUGUAACACAUUUCCGUGUUGGUUUCACAGCGCACUCUCGCCGACCGAACGGCUAUGGUUUUGUGAAAUGUUUGGACUUUUCGGACAAAAGCAGUGUAUCAAAACAAGAGAAAGACCGAUUUUGCUGCUUUUUACAUGCGGGUUAUUUCAUUCAUUUUCAUUACCAAUGCGGCAACCAAAGCGGUGUCAUUUCCGGAUUUUCCUGGCGAUGCCUUAAAAAUAGCAGAUUGUAAUCUUGGUGAAUGCUAGGCUGAGGCUCACGCUGCUGUACUAAUUUUCUUAUGUAGUAUGAUAGUAUCAUAGACUAAUAUAUUUAGAAAGCAUUGGCAUUUAAACAAGUAUAGCUGGCAAGAAACAAAACAAACAUGAAACGAUGGAGGGAUUUCAGUACGUUACUUUCCUUCACCCAACUGUGGUUACCCUUCAGGCGUUUACAGGUCAGGUUGUGCUGUAAUUCGAAUGAAAGGAGGCAAACAUUGAAGACUCAAAUGUCCUCCGGUCCAAGCUUUCAUGAUUUCGUCAGAGGAGUCACAAGUCGGAAGAAAACUGCCGCAGACAGAGACUGCAAACACCAGUAUCUUUCUGACGACGUGGAGAUGGGGAAUUCUCGAAAAGUUUAUUUUGAAACAUACGGAUGCCAAAUGAAUGUAAAUGACACAGAGAUCGCCUGGUCCAUACUACACGACAAGGGUUAUCAGCGCACUGCACAUUUAAACGAGGCAGAUGUUGUCCUCCUUGUAACAUGCUCCAUAAGAGAAAAAGCUGAACAAACGAUCUGGAACAGAUUGCAACAACUGACAGCCAUGAAGAAGAAACGCAUGAAGAGUCGCACACCAAUGAAAAUUGGGAUUUUAGGUUGUAUGGCAGAGAGAUUGAAGACGGAACUUUUGGAGCGAGAGAAGCUCGUAGAUGUUCUCGCUGGGCCAGACGCCUACCGCGAUCUUCCCCGCCUGUUGACUGUGGCCGAGGGAGGUCAACAGGCAAGCAACCUGCUGCUUUCGUUCGAGGAAACCUACGCUGACGUCAUGCCUGUCCACCACUCUCCGCAGGGGCACAGCGCCUUUGUGUCCAUCAUGCGGGGAUGUGACAACAUGUGCAGUUACUGCAUCGUUCCCUUCACCCGCGGCCGCGAGAGGAGUCGACCUGUCAGCUCUGUUCUUGAGGAAGUGCGUAUGCUGUCAGACCAGGGAGUGAAGGAGGUGACGUUGCUGGGCCAGAAUGUGAACAGCUACCGAGACACAUCGGAAGAGCAGUUCUGCGGUGCGAUUCCCACCAAGCUGAGCCGCGGCUUUAAGACGGUGUACCGCGCUAAACAGGGAGGUCUGCGUUUCUCUGACCUGCUGGACAGAAUAUCCCAGGUCGAUCCCGAUAUGAGGAUCAGGUUCACAUCACCCCAUCCCAAGGACUUCCCAGAUGAGGUUUUGCAUUUGAUUGCAGAGAGAGGAAACAUUUGUAAACAGAUCCAUCUUCCUGCUCAGAGCGGCAGCAGUCGGGUCUUGGAAGCGAUGCGUCGCGGCUAUACAAGAGAGGCGUAUCUGGAGCUGGUACAGAACAUCAGGAGUAUCAUUCCAGAGGUGAGUCUCAGCAGUGACUUCAUCUCGGGCUUCUGCGGUGAGACGGAGGAAGACCACCAGCAGACGCUGUCCCUCAUCAGAGAUGUGGGCUACAACAUCGGGUUCCUCUUUGCCUACAGUAUGAGAAAGAAAACCCAGGCUUUCCAUUCCCUCCAAGAUGAUGUUCCAGCAGCGGUGAAGCAGGCCAGGCUGGGGGCGUGUAUCAGUGUGUUCAGACAGGAAGCUGCAAGGAUCAACGCUGCGCUUGUCGGCAGCACACAGCUUGUUCUGGUGGAGGGGGAGAGCAAGAGAUCUGCCAAGGAGCUGUGUGGCAGAACAGAUGGCAACAUGAGAGUGAUCUUUCCCAGAGAGGAUGUGGCGCUUCAGUCUGCAGAGUCCAACACAGCGGCAGUCAACGCUGGAGACUACGUGCUGGUGAAGAUAUUGUCAUCCAGCUCACAGAGCUUGAGAGGUCAAGCCUUGUGCCACAGCUCCCUAAGAAGCCCUGUGAUGCAGCCCAAACAUCUGCUCAGGUAUCAAAGUGAUGAACAUUUGGCUACAGAACCGGCCAUGACUGCAACAUGACCAUGAGCAGCACCAACAAGGUGCGUGUUAUUGCACCCCGCCUCAUGCACAGCCAGCUGGAAUAGGCUCCAGCUCACCCGUGACAAAAUACUGAAUAAAUGGAAAAAUACAAUAUUGAGCAAAAUGUCAUUUAUUUCGAAUGCAGGCUAUCGAAUGCAGGCUAGAGAUAUUCUAAGUAUUUCUCAUCUACUUGUGGUAGUUGCUGUCAUUUCAUCAUCUACUUGUGGUAGUUGCUGGUAGUUGCUGUCAUUUCAUCAUCUAUGUGUGGUAGUUGCUGUCAUUUCAUCAUCUACUUGUGGUAGUUGCUGGUAGUUGCUGUCAUUUCAUCAUCUAUGUGUGGUAGUUGCUGUCAUUUCAUCAUCUACUUGUGGUAGUUGCUGUCAGAUUUCCUCAGUGUUGUUAUGCAGAAAAAAAAAUCCUUGGGGUUUGGAUCCACUUCUUUACUGUGUAAAGUCAAAAUCCAUCCCGAUCAGCAAAUAGUCCUGCAGGAAACAACAAGCCACCAUCACGUUGUAAUACAUGUGUCAUAAUUAAAGAUGAUUUAGCCGUGGUUCUGACCUUGAGGACCUGAAGCUUAGUGUUUGCAAGCUUCGUCUUCCUAAUGUUGGGCAUUGGGUAUCCCUCUGCCAGGUGCUCUAUGGAGCAGUUUACACAGCAGUUAUGAUGCCAUCUACUGUACGCAGUUGGAAUGACAUUCAGACAAGUCGUACCUCGCAGUACCGCGUCUCCAUUAUCACCCCCUCGCUAUAUCGCGUUUUUUCAGAAAUGAAUAGACUAUUAUUUGUCCAAACAUUGGAAUACAAGCGAUAUGUGGUGUUCUAGUCACUAGGUGGCAGUAAUGGCACAAAACAUUAGCUUGCAUUACAUUACCUAGUCUGACAUGAUCGGAAAAAUAGUUGUCCUCCCAUUCCGUGCUGAAGUGAAAGUUUUUGGCUUCUUAAAUUCAGAAGAAAAAUUUAAGGCUAACUGGUUAGCUUACUGGCUAGUGGCCACCUUGAGCCCCUGCAGCACAAGACUUCCAAUGUGGUGUAAACAAUGCGUCAUAGUUGUGUUAUUUCAUGUCUACUAGUGUUAAAUACUGUAUUUAAAUUGUCAUAAACAGGUUUUCUGUGUUCUAACUACAAAAAUAUUCCAUUUCUUGACAAUGAAUCCUAUAUCCGCAGUCGGGUCUGGAAGCAAUUGACCGCUUUAACGAGGGACGACUGAGGGGUUCCUGAGCCAGGGUGAACGGGUAGCUCCAAAUCUAUGGGGCGAAGUUCACACUGCAGGGAAUGAUGCCCAAUUCAGAUUUUUUAAUUAAAAUCCAUGAUUUUUCCGUGGUCGUUCACAUGGUCUUGCACACACGCCUUUUGAUGACGUAAGGUCGUAUAGGUUGGAUUAAUGCGACAUGACGGUUCAUACUGCUGUAGAUCGGUUACACAUCGGAUUCAUAUCUACAUACCAACGAGGCCUCAGUCGCAUUUGAAAGAAUCGGAAUUGCUGACACGCUGACAUGAAAAAGUCCAUAUGGGUCACAUAUACAAAAAAAAUCGGGAUUGUCCUGCAGUGUGAAAGCAGCCCAUAUGUGGCGUUCCAGGCUCACGUGUAACGCAACUCACCAUUCAGCGUGGGCACAACCACCACUUUCAGGACCAUUUGCAGGAUGCUGUCAAGAGAGCUGACCUGUGUGUUAGCGUCAGGUUAGUUCCUCUCGCUGCUGCUGACCAGAAAUGCUGUCUUUUGCUUCUCACGCUCACCUGGAAGUCUCCCACGUAACUUGCCACCAGGGUCACAUCCGUUCUGUGCAAAUGCAGAAAAAGGAGAAUGUGACGUGCAUCCCGACAUGGAACUUUUGGCCUCUUGGGGAAUAAUUAGACAUUUUUAUUGGAACUCACUUGUUCAAGGCAACAGCUCCAGUUAGCCUCGUGGCAUUGGCAAACACUUGGGCACUGGCAUUGGCCUCCUGUCGGAAACAAUGCUGUGAGAAAAACAAAAAUGGAACAAUUCUUUGCAAAAUGUGUCAUUGUGCAAAGUGUGCAGCAUGCCAGGUUGAGGAUAAAUAGCGGGGAGCAUGUGUCGUUGGGUUGCAUGGCGUAGGCGGUCACUGUGCUGGCGGCCUCAACAGUCACGUUGUCUGGUUCCAUAGUGAUGAUGGGAUGUUUUACCGUCUUCACCAGCAGUUCCAUCAUCAAAUCCGGGAAAUUUUGGGCAAUCUGAAAGUUGGCAUCAGGUAUUUAUUCAUCACUAUGGGCGCUCUUUUUUUUUUUUUGCGAGGUAGUCUCGUGAGGCUGGAGGUCAUGUCACCUGGGGGACGAAAGCUCCAAAUGAUGUGGUGUUGAGCCUGAUCGGGGAGCUUUUAGGGAUCUGUGGUGACGGAGCGACAGCGGUUACAGAUCAGCGUGAAGGCAUGAGUCCAAAAUGAGGUUCCGGCGCACCAUAUCGUCUUUAAUGGACAAGCUCAGGACUCCGGCCGUGUGGUACACGAAAGCUGCUGAGUUGGCGGUGAAGGCAGAAAUGCCGAUGUACACCAUUUUGUCGUUCUCUGCUGGCAGAGAAAAGACUGUAGCGGAGAACGGAGGUUCCUGAUGAUCCCCAAUGUUGUAAAAUUCCCCCUAAACAGGAGAGAUGUGGCAUGAAUAUGACUUCAUCUUCACAGCCAAACUUCAGACACGACUUUUACCUUCAAGCUGAAACCUAUGGAAAACCUUUCCACUGUGGGUGCAGCGACCAUGGAACCAUCGAUCCCUGCGUACUUGUCCACCUUUGGUAAGACUGCAGGACAGAAGACAAUGAAAGCAAGGUCAUGUGCCCUUUUAGACUGAGCAUCAUUAGGAGUUAUUAGUUUACUGUUGUGUAAAGACUAAGUACAGUCCUAAUUUUCUCCACACCCAAACCUCUGUUCCAAAGAUGAGAUCAUGGGCUGAAAAGCAAUGACACGGCCAAUCAGAUUGAACCAGAUUGCUACGAUAUCAUCCCUAAAGCCUCUUGGAUUGCUACAAUACACUGGACAGUACCGGCGUGAUCGUCCUUGGUAAUGAUUUUUUUCUGGCAUUUUGCCUCAGGGACAGCGUAUCCCAGCAUUGAUUUAAUGUCAUUGUAAUUUUCACUUAUCCAUUUUGCUAUUUUGUGCUUAUGAUCUCCAUAAUUAGGCUGGAAAACCGAUCUCAUGUACCCUAUGUUGGUAAAGUACAGUGAAUCGGCUCGAUAUUUACACCCUUAAGCGGCGUUUACACUUGCACGCAUUUUGCUUUCCCGGAAAAGCAUGAAAACUAGUUUGCGUUCUGUUUACACAUAAAUUACGCAAUUGGUGACCAAAAAUGGACUUACACCUUGUCAAGUAGUCUUUACGUCUAGUGCACGACAACAGUACAGGCGAUGCGCUUUGUUCCCGCAAUUGUCACCACUUCACGCCUUCGUGGAGCAGCUGUAGCAUCAUUUGGCAUCACCCCUUUAGCUUCAUCACAUCCUCUAUUUCCAAGGGACCUACAAGAUAUUGUAGGUCCAUAUUGUAAGUUUUCAUAGCUGUCCAUCCUUCUCCAGAGAAGGAUCUCAUGCAAAAAAGAAAGUCUACUGUAUAUUUUCUCGCAGCUGCAGAUGUGCAAAGAGCAGGAAGGAGGCAAUAAACUAGAAAAAAAGGGACAGAGUGUGGGUGGGAAACUUGCUGACUAGAAGACAUCGUUUUGGGUAUUAUGACCACUUUUUAACAUAAAAUCACAAGGAAGAUCCAAGAGGCUACAGAAGUUACUGACUUGCGCAAGAUUGCGUACCACUGCAAGUGUAAAUGAGGCUUUACUCACAUCCCAAACCAUCAGCACCCCUUCAACCCAAAUGCAUACCUCACAUGUUGCGACCGAAAAUAACAAUAACUUGACCACACGAACAAUGCGGGUAUCCAAACAGGCGAAUAUACACGCAAAACAAUAUCGUUUUACUCAUUUAUGACCCACAAGGUAUGCUUGGUAGCUUCCUGUUGGGGAAGUGUGCGUGUGGGCUUGCCACACUUGUUUUGAGCUCCAGUACUUUAGACACUACGACAUGAAGAGAAUAUGCAUUACUCUCGACAGCUUUCAACGCAGAAUUCAAGUCAGUCACUGCAUCAGCCACCAGGGGGCAGAUCUGAAAUCGUUAAAAAAAACAACACACAUUUCAAGGAAAGUCCAUUAAAUUCACUUUAGAAACUUUUUCUGAAUUGCAGACAGUAAUCAUCAGCUUAGGAUAUUCUGGACUGCAUAUUUCGGAGAUGAAGUGUUCCUUGAGGAUGGCUUUCAAAACGACUUUUAAUGUCAGUUCGUUC